Pseudovirgaria hyperparasitica is the source of this 1485-nucleotide messenger RNA. RefSeq lists its product as uncharacterized. NCBI's taxonomy places the organism in Eukaryota, Fungi, Ascomycota, Dothideomycetes, Acrospermales, Acrospermaceae. The transcript is spliced from 3 exons. The record is from RefSeq and is a predicted model, not a curated record. Bases 182 to 1006 code for a protein of 274 amino acids.
UAACGUCUGGCUCUGUCUUGUUUCGGCAUACGUUGGAGACCACCCGGCGUGAUGCGGCACACGUUGCUGGUACGACUGUUCAUGAUAGAUAAGGAGUCGCUUGGACCCUUGAUGGACAGCAUGCGGGAUCUGUCAUUAUCAAGGCGGACCGGCACUUGCGGAACUAUUCUCAAUAACCACCAUGAUGCAGUGUUCAUCGAUGUUGGCUCUAUGUUUGACCAUUUCACUGUCAUGGAUGGUGGUCGCCCAGGUCACUUCGCCGAACCAAGCCGCCGCUGCAAUGCUCUGGCCGCCAGAUAGGCGAUGGGGAGCAGCCGUGGACAACACGGAGCCAUGCGGUUCGGCGCAAAGCGUUUGGAAUCGAACGGAUUUCCCGCUGACAAAUGGACGGAUUGCAAUGGCAAUGCAGGACGACGCAUACAACGUUACUAUAUCGAUAUCGUACCUCGCCAAUCCGACCGCAAACAAUGACUUCGAAGAGGUUCUCAAUCCUGAGCGCGACUCCGAACUCACAGAAUUUGAUCCCGGCCAUCAAUGUUUCGACGUGCCUGAUGCGCCGUCUGGGACUGUCGCGGGACAGUCGGCAACGAUCCAGUUGAAUUAUAUCUCCGAUUUCGAUAAUGAUGGUAACAAGACCUUUUAUGCUUGUUCCGAUGUCACGUACGUUGCGGUUCAGAGCUUUAAUGCUACGAGACUAAGCGGUGUAUGCUUCGAUACCGACUUCGAUCCUGGUGAUCCUUUAGUGCAUCCGAGCAUUACUGCUAGCCCUACCACUCUUCCCAGUGCGGAACAGAGUGAUAAAAAGAGUGGACUUUCUGGGGGCGCAAUCGCAGGUAUUGUUGUUGGUGUCGUUGUCGGAGGUGGAGCACUCCUGAUUGGAGCUUUCCUCUUGUACAGGAGGCGGGGGCAAAGGAUGAGGAGGGACGAGGCUGUCAAUGUCAGGAUGAAUGAGUUGACAAGUCCAACAAAAAGGCUAGAUGAGUCGGGUUCAGAAAGGCAGGUUUAGAAAGGCAGGCUUGAUAAGACAAUUUGAGUCGUGAGGAAUUUAUCAGGUGUAGCUGAUUCGAAAGAGCUAAGAAAGGUUUUCCGAUCGAUUGAUUAGCCUGCGACUAUGUCAUCUCCAUCUGUCGUGCGUGAUGCGUGUCGCACGGUGCCAUUCAUAGAUCUAUCACGAAUCCGGAAGCGUCCUUACAAAGAAUGCCAAGUAGAGUUCAUCAAUGUAGUCAUUGUCGCAAGUAUCAGUGACACUGCUGGUCGACGAUCAGAUACGGAAAAUGGGUAGAGUUCCGGUCCAGGGUGUUAGGGUGACCGGGCGAAGCUGUUUGUCCCGAGUAUGGUGAGAUGGUUCCAAGACUUUACUAGUCCCCAGCUUGUGGGAGCGAAACAAGAUUCCUGGAUGUGACUAGAGGUUAAAUACACACAUAUGUCAUGUUUGACUUACUGACAUGUAUUACGCUGCAUGAUGCUCCUGCUCUUUCGUCAUAG